CAAAAGUUGAGACCGUCUAUGGCCCGCGACUCAGACACAGAUCUUCCCUGAGAGCUGCGCAGCGAGCGACGAGAACGAGGACAAGGACGAGGGGCCCCGGUGUGUCUAGGACGACGUAUUGGAAACCAAGCAGGGAGCAUUUCAUUCGCCGGUACAAGUUUCUGAGCCAAACCAGCUCUCGGCUCAAGUUUUUUUGCGCCACACUGAGAGAACGAGACUCUCUUGGCGAGCCGUGUUCAGACUUUCCGUGGGUGCAGCUGCGAUGACGGCCAAGCCUAAGCAUGCCAAUAGCAGAAACAGCGAAGCGGGUGGUAUUGACAAGAAAGGUCGUCGUCAUGAUAGCUCUUAUCUCCGUAGGCUCGACGACAACCACAACGACGAGCGUCUCCCAUCUGCUUCGACGCCCUCCUCAGCGCCGAGCCCUUCUUCUGCGGUCUUAUCUGCCCUUGCCUUUAUCGCCACUUCGCAAUCAUCCGUCUCCGGCAGUCCACUGCCAAUUCAGACCGCGCCUCCUGUCUUCCUCUGCCCUUCCAUCGAACACCAUUACACUCUCCCCUCCCUACCCACCAUUCCUCCCGUACCACCACUCCGGUUUAACAACCGCGCUUCCACCCCAACCCCUACUUCCCAGUCUUCCUCCCGUCGUCGCCUAGCUGAUAAGUACAUCAAAGGCAUGGACAGCCAAUGGCGAAAGACGGAUGAAUGGACUUUGUUCGGCUCUACGUGCUGUUCGAGCACAUCAAACGUCAAUGAUGUACUAACAUCGCCGUCACCAACCUCUACCUAUUCCUCUGCCAGCGUGACGCCCGACGAACUCGACGCUGCUGCCCUCCCAGCCGGCUGGCAAACAUCGACUAGCACCGGUGCAGAGCCAACCAUCAUCCUCGCUCUCUCCAUAAUCCUUGCCGUUUCCUUGUUCGUCUUCAUCGUCGCGUGUGCCAUUUGGAAAAGGAGAAAGAAGAAGAAAGCCGCGAAGCAUGACCUCGAGGCCAAGUUGCGUCGUAAGCUACGAUCGGACGACGAGUUUGAGCACGGGGAGCUGGAGAAGGAGGUGCGGGGAAAGAUGCGGGUUUGGGCAAAGGCGACCGCUCGGUGGAAAGCAAACGUCCGGCAAUCCGCUCGCCGCCGUCGGAAGAAACAGUCCACCAUGUCACGAGGUGUUCGCUCUCACUCUCCUGCUCCGUCUGAGCAUCAUGAACCAUCUGCCGCGGACCCAUCUCGUUGCCCAUCUCCUGCAAACGCAGAAAGUCAGGAUGCUGCCGAACGGGCUUCGAGGCUACCAGAACAAUCUCUUCCACCUGCUUACAGGCCAUCGUCCCCUGCUGACUUGAAUGCAUCAACCUCGCGGAGGACUUCGUUUCUUUCUGACCCUGGUAGUCAUUCAUCUACCCCACACGCAGAGCCUGCUCCUUAUACCCCACCUACUUCGGGACACAUCUCUAUAGACGAUAAGAGGGAGCUUGGACGUCUGGGCGAACUAGCAAGUGCACCUCCAGAACCAGAGAUCAUCAUUGCUGGGAGCUCACGUAUGGCGGCCUCAGUGCCGACGUUCGACGAGGCACUGGAAGACUUAGAUGCAUACCCUGAGCUAGAGCCAUACUCAGCAGACCCACACCCUUGUUUCCCCUCACCCCCCUCCAAAACUUCCGUGCUAAAAGGGCAGGAUAUUCCAAUCAUGGACCCAAUUGAUGACGGACUGCUUACUGCGAGUGCCCCACCUGAUGAACGCUUUCCUGUGGAACCAUCCGCGCCCUCAUUGGAGGAUGAGGGCAAUGAUCAUCUAUGUGACCAUUCCCAUCUCAUUACUGACGCUCUUACCUCUCAUUCGCAUCCUCUAGUACCUUCCAGUACUUCGUCUUCUUGGCGACUUUCAUCAUCAUCUGCAAUGAACGCUAUACCUCCCUCAUAUCACCCUUGACAGCUAUGGGAUGAGGUUUAUUUUCAUUCAUGGGUCACUUAACGUGGUAGCAUGUACAAGUAUCUUAGUGCAACUGUCUUGAUAAUCCAAGCUUUCCAUCAACUUUCACG
Pisolithus orientalis is the source of this 2028-nucleotide messenger RNA. RefSeq lists its product as uncharacterized. The coding region runs from base 263 to 1918 and encodes 551 amino acids. Lineage: Eukaryota; Fungi; Basidiomycota; Agaricomycetes; Boletales; Pisolithaceae. The record is from RefSeq and is a predicted model, not a curated record. The transcript has 3 exons.